Messenger RNA from Rhipicephalus microplus (southern cattle tick), 727 nucleotides. RefSeq lists its product as uncharacterized. Gene Ontology annotation, biological process: symbiont-mediated perturbation of host defenses. NCBI's taxonomy places the organism in Eukaryota, Metazoa, Arthropoda, Arachnida, Ixodida, Ixodidae. The record is from RefSeq and is a predicted model, not a curated record. Gene Ontology annotation, molecular function: amine binding.
CACCACGGCAAGCUUGACGCUGUACAUCGGCUGCCUUGAAAUUAUGAUGGCUAUGUUGACGGCACCAGUAUUAAUCGCAGCUGUACUACUGGGGUCAACUGUUGGAAAAAAACAAUGUGACGUUUACGACACCGAUGGGUUCGAGGUGAUUCACAGAUUGCCUCACACAUAUGCAGCGUUUUCUUCGGGUGACGUUGGCUCGGAGCUUUUGUGCUCGACGGCUGACCUUACCUACUACAGCGAGGAGAAGGGAGAAGUGCAAUACACCUUGCAUGUGCCUGGCGUCGGAGGAGGAGAGAAGACUGAUGUCACUUUGGACUACAGCAAAACUGAGUUUCCAGCCGUGCUCAAUCUUGUAAUAAACAAUGACACUGCUAAUCUGUAUACAACUGAGAGCUUGUACAGUGACUUCGAUACAUGUUCCGUCUUCAAGUUACAUGGCGAAAACAAAAAAUGUGUCAUGUGGGUAGCAAGAGGCUCAGAGGAUGAGAUACCCGACCUGUGUCUUCACCAGUUCAAUUGUGCAUGUGGUCCCGCUAUUCCACUCUAUAUCCGACACAUUUGUAAGAAUACCGAAGACAGUCAAUAAAACAUUUGAAGACAUUGUUUAGUUGAUGAACUUGCUGCCAAAAGCUUUCCUGAUAUCGGAGUGUGAGGGAUUUUUUCAAGGCUGACUGCGGGGUAUUUAUCGCAAUGGCGUUGGUAAUAAACUUUGAAUGAGUGCAUA